Molecule: messenger RNA, 1282 nt
Organism: Branchiostoma belcheri (Belcher's lancelet)
Lineage: Eukaryota; Metazoa; Chordata; Leptocardii; Amphioxiformes; Branchiostomatidae
Exons: 4
Coding region: 1-1005 (334 amino acids)
Cellular component (GO): intracellular membrane-bounded organelle; membrane
Source: RefSeq, a predicted model, not a curated record
AUGUUUCAAUACUGUUAUUCUUCUGAUCGUUCCAGCACCCCGGAGACAGAGGACGUGCCGUUGACCAACAUCGGCAGCCUGACACCUCUGAAGGAACAGAACGAGCGGGACAGCGGGUUCCCCUCCGAGUCCGACAUCUCUCUGUCGUCCUGCGCCACUCCGCUGUACCCUGGCAUCUCUCCAUCCUCCAGCACUGCUCCUCUUCUCGGGGACUUCUCAAGGUCAUCCACCUGUCAAUCACUGGGAGAAUGCCUCUCAAGGUCGUCCAGUUCCACGCCUCUGAUUGGCGGAGAGAGCGCGUCGAGAGUCGCGCCGCUAUUGGGAGAGGUCGCGCCUCGGUCGGCGAACUCCGACUGCGACAUCGCGACGACCGCGCAGGACAAGUCGUGUUUGCUGCCGAAGUCGUCUAGUACGACUCCCCUGUUGACGGAUCUAGAUCGGGACGAUUCGGGAUACUCUCUUGACUGCCAGCAGACAUAUCACAGCCAAACGUCUUCGUGUAAAGGUGCACAGGUGAACCUCGGACAGUCGGCGUCCUGCGACGCCAUAGAGGAAACCUGCGGGAAGGAAGAGCCGACAGACUUCACAAUACCUCCAGACUUCGAGCGAGUGUACGAGGAGUGGCAGGGCUCUGGAGGCGCCCCCCAGCGGGAGUACGUCAACAACGGCUUCGACAAGGUUUACGACCAGGUAUAUGACAUCAGCAGUAUCGUCACGGUGGAGAGAGGCGGCACGUUACCCCGAGACCCUAGCACAGUCUUCCACCAGGGCCUUCCCCCGGACUACAUGGGCAUGUCCGUCUUCUCCACCAUUUGUUGUUUCGCACCUCUCGGAAUAGCGGCGCUCUACUUUUCUCUCGAAACGAGCAGCUCAAUAAUACUGGGUGACUACCACAUGGCGAGCAAGACUUCCCGUCGUGCCCAGCUCCUGUCAAUCAUGGCCAUCAUCCUCGGAACGCUGGCCUACACGGUAGCCUUGGUUGUCGUGGCAACGCACAUGACCUGACCAAUGGCAGCACAUGUAACAAAGUUAUCUUAUGACCUGACCAAUGGCAACACAUAUAACAAAGUUAUCUUAUAAACUGACCAAUGGCAACACAUAUUACCUGACCAAUGGCAACACAUGUAACCUGACCAAUGGCAACACAUAUAACCUGACCAAUGACAACACACAUGACCUGACCAAUGGCAACACAUAUAACCUGACCAAUGGCAACACAUAUAACCUGACCAAUGGCAACACAUUUAACCUGACCAAUGGCAACACACAUGACCUGACCUAU